Lutzomyia longipalpis is the source of this 1966-nucleotide messenger RNA. Its product is annotated as maltase 2-like. Lineage: Eukaryota; Metazoa; Arthropoda; Insecta; Diptera; Psychodidae. The record is from RefSeq and is a predicted model, not a curated record. Gene Ontology annotation, biological process: carbohydrate metabolic process. Bases 44 to 1885 code for a protein of 613 amino acids. The transcript has 2 exons.
AGUUAAUUUGAUCUCAUUGUGCGAAAAAGUGCGGAAUGUGAAGAUGGGUGACAAAAUUCUUCAGUUAAUUGGCAUUUUAUGCCUUGUGUCUGCUAUGGCAGCAAAGCAGAUUAAUUCUGGGAAUAAACAAUCCCAACAGACAAGAGAUUGGUAUGAAAAGGCAAUUUUCUACCAAAUCUACCCGAGGUCCUAUAUGGAUAGCAAUGGGGAUGGUGUGGGAGAUCUUCAGGGGAUUACCAGUAAACUUGAGCAUUUAGCAGAUUUGGGCAUUACCGGAACAUGGCUUAGUCCAAUCUUCACAUCACCCAUGAAGGAUUUUGGCUACGAUAUUGCCAAUUUCACUGAAGUUGAUCCUGUUUUUGGCACAAUGGCUGAUCUUCAGAAUUUAUUUACAAGGGCAAAAUCUCUUGGUAUUAAGAUCAUCUUGGAUUUUGUUCCCAAUCAUUCGAGCAACUUGUGCAAGUGGUUUGAAUGGUCUGAAAAUCGUGAAAAUGGCUACGACGAUUGGUACGUCUGGAGGGAUCCAAAAGGCUACGACAAUGCUGGUGUGCCAAUUCCUCCGACAAAUUGGGUCAGUGUCUUCUACGGCCCAGCAUGGACAUACAGUGAGAAGAGACAGCAGUUCUACCUGCAUCAAUUUGACUACCAACAACCUGAUUUGAACUUCCGCAAUCCAGUUGUAGUGGAAGCAAUGAAGGAUGUCUUGAGAUUUUGGUUGGAAAUGGGUGCCGAUGGAUUCCGCGUUGAUGCCAUUAAUCAUCUAUUUGAAGUUGAAGAACUCAUUGAUGAACCAAUAAAUUGGUGGGGUGUAACAGAUCCCAAUGACUACGGCUAUCUCGAUCACAUCUACACCAAAGAUCUCAAUGAAACAUACGACAUGAUUUAUCAAUGGAGAGAAUUGCUAGAUCAAUGGCAGGCUACUCAUGGUGGUGAUACGCGAAUCAUGAUGACUGAAGCUUGGGUUAAUCCAGAACAGACAAUGCUCUACUAUCAGAAUGGAACACGUCAAGGCUCCCACAUGCCGUUCAACUUCAUUAUGAUCACUGAUCUGCAUGAUGACUCUCAACCAUCAGACUUUAAGCGUGUUAUCGAUGAUAGGCUGCACAUAAUUCCCGAAGGAAAGGUAUCAAACUGGGUACUGGGAAAUCAUGACAAGAAUCGCGUUGGCACGCGCUAUGGAGCUGCUAUGGUUGAAGGUCUGCUAGCUCUGGAGAUGGGUCUUCCAGGUAUUGCAGUCACCUACUACGGCGAAGAGAUUGGUAUGGUGGAUAAUAAGGAAAUCACAUGGGAGCAGACAAAGGAUCCACAGGCGUGCAAUCCGCAAGAUCCAAGUCGGUAUCAGGAGUUAUCUCGUGAUCCCGCCAGAACGCCAAUGCAGUGGGAUCGUACUGUUAAUGCAGGCUUCUCAUCCGGUACACCAUGGUUGCCGGUACAUUCAAACUACGGUACACUCAAUCUUGAGAAUCAGAAGGCAGCCGAAAGGAGUACUUAUAAAUUUUACAAGCAACUGGCGGAACUACGCAAAACCGAAACCCUUAUCUACGGUGCCUACUUGUCGAAAGUCUUGGCAGAUGAUAACAUCUUCGCCUAUAGGCGUACAAAGCUCAACGUCGACGGAAAGAGCUACAUUUUUGUCAUUAAUUUCUCCAACAAUCAGUACACGGUGGACCUAACGCAGAGCUUUGGGGACGUAGAAGAGACUGAAGUUAUCAUUUCAUCCUCAACCACAUCCCUCCGUCCAGAUCCAGAGGUCCUAAUAGAUCCUACAGCACUCACAGUUGGUCCCCACAACGUUAUAAUUCUUCAAUCUGCUGGUUGUGGAAGAUUAUUCGUAUCUGCCACGUUAAUCUUCGCUGUCAUCGUUAGAUUUCUAUUUAUUCAAUAAAUUUUCAACAUGAUUUAUGAAGUACCUAACCAUCACUUAAUUUAUUUAGAGAACGCUUCAAAAUAACAUUUACUUGCGAUA